AUGUUCUUGCCACCCAAGGUCCCAGUCAAGAGCGACUACACCCCCCAGAAUGAGCAUUUCUUGUUGUGCACGACACUGGAGAGCCUUGAGGCCUUCCGCAGCAUGAACCCGGAUCGCCGACAUGGCACCAUUGAUACCGCUAUCACAAUGCUUCGAAGGAUGCAGGACACCCAUGUGUCUGCGGCUGGUCAAUACGUGGUUGACAAAUCUGCUCUCGUGCGCGCUAUCAGACAACUCGAUAACCAUGGAAUUUUGCUCAGCGCUGCGGAAGACGACAUCCUCGUGGAAGUCUUCGAGGUGUCUCCCGUCAACCAGCACGUCAUCUCGACAAAAGGCAGGCUCCGGCGCGCUUUUCCGGCCUCGGGCGUAUGUCUUCAGCAUGAUGUCCUCCAAGACCCUUCUUUUCGCGAGGCGUUUGCGUCCACUGUGGCCAAGAUGAGCCAGCAGCGAGUGAAGGGCACGCAGCCAAAGGCAAAGAAGGCUGCUCACAUGCACGACGAGGAUCGUGAUACGACGCACCCCAGAAUGGUCACUGAGUUUCUUAUCUCCGUUCUCGCUCCACUUGGACGAACUGCCACGACAUCGCCGAUCUGGAAAAACACCCGAGACGAAGUUUUAUACUACAGCAGCCUCCAACCCUGGAGAAGAUCGCCCCUUUGGCUGGUCAUCCGCGUCGCUCUGCAAUUGGUCUUCUCGCGAUUCCAUCCGGAAAGGCCAGGAGACUCCUAUAAAGAGUUCAUGAUCUUCGCCAUGGCAAAGAUCCUAUCAAAGACGCAUCAUUACGAGUUCCAUAGUGAACUUCUCCUGGCAAUGAGCUCCAAGAUACGCCAGCGACUACUCAAAAUCGACCGCGUGAGUAACGCUAUACGGGAUUUUGCACGAGUUGUGCUGGUCAAGACAGACCGAAUCCUGGAGGACAGAUGGAGUCGAAUCCAAGGUUUGGAUUCGCUCAGCCCUCCGCCGUCUGAAUUGAUUGGCCAGAAUAUCAUUAAAGACACCUUGGGUUGCAUGAGCAGGCUUGAUGAGUUCAUUGACAGUCUCGGUACGAGACGCCUCGAUCAGAGUCGUAUUGAUUUAGAGCCUGGCUUCAAACUGAAGAAGGGUGAUAAUCAUGCACUGCCCUCACUCCACGCUACAUCUGGUGAUCAGUUGACCUUCGAGCUCAUGGCUUUCGAGACGUGGGUAGCUUCGAGCUUUAGCUCCUGGCUCGACACCCAUCGCUCCGAUGCAGCCACAAUUGGACGGUUGAGGGAGCUAAUUGAAAGAUAUCACAACCUGGCCGAGCCUGAGUAUGACUCGGAUCCGGAGUCUACUUCCUUGAUGAUUCUCACUAUCCUUGAAUUAUGGGUUGGGUGCGACGAGGCGUCUCUCUCGGCAAUUCCGCUCCUGAGAGACUACGAUCCCGGAAUUCCGAGUGAGCUGUUUCAGAACCUCCUGCUGCCUUUUAGACAUCAGAUGAGAAGGCUGUCCACCAUAGAGGAGUAUCUGGUGGACCGUGCUGUUCGGUCCAUCCACCCGUCAGCCGACGUGCUAGGGGCGUUCGGCACGCAAAACUGCUUUUCAGCAAGGUACUACCAGCUCUCUUCAGAACAUCAGGAACUGAAGGCAAGGAUAGAAAGCUGGGCAGCGCAGUGCCGCGAGACAAAAGAAGCCGAGUUUCAGAACAAGAAAGCCCAGUGCCGCAGCCUGAUGAGUCAAUAUGAGUCCACCAACUGCCAGAUGGUCACAGAAUGGUCGGAAUGGGACGAUUGCUAUAUCGAGAAGCACUAUGGAAGCAGGUGCACAAGAUGCGGCUACCUGCGGGAAGCCGAAGCGAUGAACAUACACAUACAUGAAUGGCCCCUACCGCCCAUUCCCCUGGAGGCGUCUUCGACUGUCUUUGAGCUCCUGGUCCCGCCUUCCUUUGGUCACUGGCGCGAUGUGACUGUCUUCCUACAGUCAGAAGUGCUAGGGUCCGCAUACCGCUCGUACGAAGUCCCUCGAAGCGAGCAUACCCCUGCCAGCUAUGAAGCUUUAUCGGCGUUCUUUAGACCGUUUGGGGCAGGCCAGCGGAUCAUGGCGCUUUCUGAGAACAAGCCGCACGCAGUAACGCAUCGUAAGGCGAAGAGAGUGGGGAGGGUCACGGAGCGGGACGUGUGUCUCCAGAACGCUCUACACUACCGCUACUACGACCGGCGAGCCGGCUCUUUUGUCCAGAACCUCUGCUCGGGAGAAAAAGUCCAGGAGAAGUGCACUUACAAGCUUCACACAGAGUCAUCCUCGCUGCAGAAGUUCCUGCGUCGAGGACCAGGCCAUCCCAGUGGACCGUCACCCAAUACGGUCAUAGCAAGCCAAUCAACGUGCCCUCAGGGUAUGCCUCUUGGGGACUUCAAGGCUCUUUGCUCUAUCCCGCUAGGCUACAGUAUCCAGUGGCAAAACAUUCUCGUCCAGCUUCAAGCCCCUUCGAUGAAUCUGAACACCACCGAGGCCACCUAUACACUCCUCCAGUGUGCCCACCAGGCGGGACCGCGCGGGAAUUGCGGCGUCCUCCGAGAGAGUUUUCUCAAGCGCGCCCGGCAAAUCAGCAUGCACUGGAUUGAAGACCUCUGCGAGAAACGAUGGCAGCGCCUCUCAUAUCGUACCUACCCCUUACUGGCAGAAAUGAUUGUCGACCAGGCCGAUGAGUCCCUGGAUCGUGUUGUAAACAGGCAAUGGCCAGCGUAUCAAGCCUUUUCAAGUUGGAAACGGGUAUCUUCCACAUAUGACAACUGGCUGACGAUUGACGCCGCGACGGUGGGGGCGAAAGAGCUCCUCAUAGUCCAUUUCAACCUUCUCGACGGCGAGCUCCUCGUCAACGGUGUGCCACUGAGCCGCCUACCUGGCGAAUACGAAAACCACAUCAUGUACCGUGUGCUUUUUGGACAGACCGCCAUUGAAGUCAUGCCCACGACCGUACCGGGAAUGCGAUUCUCGGCGAAGAACGGGAUUGCUGGACACACUCGGCAUCGUCUCUUCCAGCGAGACGCAUACGUCCAGCCACCGGAGCUGAAAGGCGUCGACCAUCACCUUUUGGCAAGGGAUGACAUCCGCUCGUCGACAUUCCGAGUUGCGCAGUUUGGCGCCGAGAAGUAUUCCAUGCUCUAUGACAUGGUCUAUCCUGCCCGAGACCAGUGGAAGGGCUCAGAGUCCUCAAACCGUGCAGCUGCAAUAUCCAAGAUCAUGUAUUCUACGGAGGUGAGACCACUAUUCAAUGUGCCACAAGAGUUAGACGCUCACAUCUGGCGCUUUUUGGCGAAGCACGAAGUCAUGGAAAGUGGUUCUCAGCCUCUAGACGUAUCCGGACCCGGUUACGAUGCUCGAUGGCUCUCAGGAGGCGGCAGCUACAUUGCCCAGAACUUUAUCAAACUUCACCUCCUGAUCAGCAGGCAGCGUGAAUCGGUCAACAAGUUCAGAUUGACCAUGUGGCUGUCUUCGCUCGCCUACGCGGCGGAUGCUGACAUGCCGAUGCUCUACGUUCUUUCAACAUUCCGCCUUCCCUCCAUGGAACGCGUAGUUCCCCCGGAAGCUCAAGGAUUCAAGUUAUCUAGAGGGGAUUGCGUCAGCCCCUCUGAGCUGGGUCACGCGGUGCAGCAACACUGCGUUUCUCUUCAUCAGUCUCCCGAGGCUUCUGUCCCUCAAAUCCACGGCGAAAAGAGGAGAAGGCAUUCCCAGAGGCAGCAAGAGCUAUUUAGGCAAAAUCAAAAGGCGCCCCGUAAAAGACUUGUCGGCGCGCUGGCCAGUCAAUGGCCAUGUAGGACGCUGGACCGGAGCAUAAUGGAGGCCAAACAGGACGGUUGGUCUCAAUACUACCACACGGGCAACGCAGUGGCUGCAGCUGAGUCUCUGUUCAAGACAUGGGACGACAAUCGGCUUCUGAGACAGUACAUCAAUGAGCUUGUUAGCCUCGUGUCUCUCUCCAGUCAUCAGUGGCACAUGGAGCCGCCGAGUCUCCCGUUAUCUAAUUCGGACAGCCAUCGCACCCGGCGUUUUGUGACCGUCGAUGACUUAUUCACAGGUCCGGCUCCCGAACCGAGACACAUGGUGCACCCUGACAUGGCGUGUCUUCUGGAGCAGAAGGAGGAUACCCUCGAUACCAGAAGCAGACUGUUGCGUCUCAUUGCGGAUCUAGAAUCCGAGGCCAGUUCGACCUACGAGCAGCUCUACGUCGCAUCGUUGAGAACCAGUCUUCAAUCCUUUGGAGAGGGGAACAAAAUCUUCGAACUCAGGGAACCAGUCGUAGCCAUACGAUCUCUUCUAAAAAACCAGCAGAUAUCACAUCGGGAUCAUGUAGAUCGCGUCUAUUCUGGACUGCUGGAUGCAGUGGGAUUCUCGGCGGACGAAGUGGGCGGCCGCAUGAAACAGUGGCCGAGGCUCUCCCCGGCAUUGUUCCUACAGCAACUUUCUCGGACGAGGUGGCACGGGCUCUCGGAAGGCUGGAAGAGGUCUAUCGUACAAUAUGCUCUCGCCCUCAGUUUCCUGCAGCAGACCGAACGACGCCUCAGCAUGUGCGGUAACGUGCCGGACCUGAUCAAGGAUCUUAGCAACACCGGCCAUACGAAUUGGGACCCCUAUGGACAUCCCGAGACGCUUCUUCUCGAGAUCGAGAGCGGUAUAACCGUCCGCGAGGUCCAGGAGCAGAUUUCCCAGAGUAUGAGGGCUACGCCGGCCGGUCGCAACGAGGUCAUGCAGCUCAAUAUGGGAGAGGGCAAGUCCUCGGUAAUUGUGCCGAUGAUCGCCACGGCCCUGGCGGACGGGCACCGUCUCGUGCGAGUAAUUGUCGGGAAGCCACAAGCGAACCAGAUGCUCGAGAUGUUAAUUUCCAAGCUCGGGGGCUUGGUAAACAGGCCGAUCUUCCAGUUACCAUUCUCCCGUGACGUUCAGCCUGAGGCUUCGGAUGUGGCUGGGAUACAGAGUAUUUUCGACGACUGCAUCGCCGAAGGAGGCGUUCUCCUCGUCCAGCCUGAGCAUGUCCUAUCUUUCAAGCUCAUGGCACUUGAGCGAGUAAUUGCUGGGAAAGACCAAGUCGGGCGCAGCAUGCUCCAAUCCCUCGAGUUCCUGAACAAGAAAACGCGGGAUAUCGUCGAUGAAAGCGACGAGAACUUCAGCGUCAAGUUUGAGCUUAUAUACACCCUGGGCCUGCAACAGCCCAUAGAUGACAGCCCAAAUCGAUGGGCAUACAUUCACGACGUCCUGGACAUUCUCAGAAUAGCUGUGCCGCUGGUCUAUGCGAAGCUUCCUGACUCAAUGGAGGUCUCUUCUCGAUGCCCUGGGAGCUUUCCACGAACUAGAAUUCUGACAGAAGAUGCGGAGACGCAGCUCAUGCAUGUAGUUGCAACUCAUAUUUGCGACAAUGGGCUCUGCGGGUUUUCCGCAUCGAGACACACUCCCUCUAUUCGAACAGCCGUCUACAAGUACAUAACUCAUACCGACCUUACAGAUACCGACGUCAGCGUGAUUGAAAAGAGCAGCUUCUGUUCACACAAAUCUAGGAACAUCCUGCUCCUGCUACGAGGACUGUUGGCACAUCGGGUGUUGGUGUUUGUCUUUGCGCAGAAGAGGUGGAGAGUGGACUACGGACUUGUUCACGACAGACAGCCCCCGACCAGGCUCGCAGUUCCUUACAUGGCAGAGGACAGGCCAAGACCACGGUCUGAAUUCAGUCAUCCGGAGGUGGUGAUUCUCUUAACGUGUCUCAGCUAUUACUACGGUGGCCUGACGGACGACGAUCAAUUCGAAGCGUUCCGCCACCUCUGUCGGUCGGACCAAGCGGACAUGGAGUACCAGGCGUGGGUGCGCGACGCAAAUCACUUACCGAAGUCCUUUCAGCAGCUGAGUGGUUUGAACCUGGAGGAUGUGUUCCAGUGCACAGCUCUUGUGUUUCCUUGCUUCCGAUAUGCGAAGGCCGCUAUCGACUAUUUCCUCUCUCACAUCGUUUUCUGCAAGGAAAUGAAAGAGUUCCCGCAAAAACUCACAGCGUCGGGCUGGGAUCUCGGUGAGAUGAAGAGCCUCCCGACCACUGGUUUCAGCGGGACGAACGACUCUCGCGUUGUCCUUCCCUUGUCAGUGCAACAACUUGACCUGCCGGAACAGAAACAUACCAACGCCCUGGUCUUGACUCACAUAUUGCGGCCGGAAAAUACUCUAGUGACGAUAGAUUCGCAGGUUGAUACGUCUUCGAUGUCUGAUGCGGAGAGGCUGCUGUCCCACGUGGUGUCAUUACAGGACCCAGUACGUGUGAUCAUCGACGUUGGGGCGCAGAUCUUGGAGCUCAACAACCUUGAGGUUGCCCAAACGUGGCUGUCAAUGCUCCAGGGCGAUGAGCGCACAAGAGCAGUGGUGUUUUUCGAUGAAAAUGACCGCAUUUGCGUACUUGACCGGCACGAUACCAGUGAGCCACUGCAUACAUCACCAUACGCCGGCCAACUGGACGCUUGCCUUGUGUUCCUGGAUGAGGCACACACAAGAGGCACAGAUUUGAAGCUGCCCCAGGACUACCGUGCUGCCGUCACUCUGGGAGCAAAUCUUACCAAGGAUAGGCUUGUUCAAGCGUGCAUGAGAAUGAGGGAGCUGGGCAAGGGGCAGUCGGUGACUUUUUGUGUCCCGCACGAGAUUGAGAUGAAAAUCCGAUCCCGGAGGAUCCGCACCUCUUCUUUGGACGUGGCAGCAAUCCUUGAGUGGGCUAUUUUCGAGACCUGGCGAGACGCUAGACGAAGCAUUCAAGUAUGGGCGAUGCAGGGCAAGCGGUACCGAGUGCAUGAGAGGCUGUGGAGUCAUUCCCGCGGUCAGGACGGAAGCAGUGCAAUGUCCCAGGAAGAGGCUUGUCGGUUUUUAGAAGACGAGGCACAGACGAUUGAGGCGAGAUAUCGGCUUGUCAUGGAGACGAAAGCCGGCCAGGAUGAUGCGACAGAUGAUACCAUUGUCCUGCGAUGCCAGGAGUUUGGAGCCCUGGACCCCCGGCCUGCUAUGCUCAGGGAAGAACAAGAGCGCGAACUGUCUCCUGAGACCGAGCGUGAGCGUCAGAUCCAGAGGGCGCCGCCGGCCAAACCAUUACCGCAUCAUGUUCAUCCCGACAUCUUACGAUUUGUAUCGACGGGCAUCCUGUCGGACAAAUCGGCAGCAGUUAUGCCCGCGCUCAUGGCGCUCUCAAAAACAACAGCUGCAGCUCAUAUGGACUUGUCCCAGUGUCGCUGGGAACUUCUGGUGUCGGCUGAUUUUGCCCGGACCAUCCAAAUCGAAGAUAUGCCUCCAGUCGGGGCGCAGGACUGCUUUCAGAGGUCGGUGCAAUGGAUCCUCACGGGCCUGCCGCUCUUAUCAACGGGCUUUGUGAAAAGCAUGGUUGUAAUCAGCCCUUACGAGGCACAAGAGCUAUUUCCCGAUAUCAUGAAGUCCGAGACUGUGUGUCUACACCUCUAUGCUACACGGCCCAACCUCGGCUACCGCCCGCUGGAUUCGUUAGAUUUGUACACUGUACCAGACAGGCAGAUAUCACCGAUCCCACAGUCGCUCAUCUUGCAGCUCAAUUUGUUUGCCGGCCAGCUCUACUUUGACAGCUUCGAAGAGUACACCCGGGUCUCUCGCUUCCUCGGUGUGGGCCCGCAAGGCCAGGACCCACUGCGACAACCGCAUGCAGGCCCUACAGACAGGAUGGAACUGUCGUGUUUCCAGAAGGAUUAUGUGGGAUUCUUUAAGGUAAUGUUCACAAAAGUCAGGCGUGAUUGUGAGAGCAUAGACAAGACGCAUAUGGGCAGGUUGCUGAACGACAGGCUUCUGACCGUUGACGAUUUCACAUCUCUUAGCUGA
Messenger RNA from Emericellopsis cladophorae, 7818 nucleotides. RefSeq lists its product as uncharacterized. The coding region runs from base 1 to 7818 and encodes 2605 amino acids. Lineage: Eukaryota; Fungi; Ascomycota; Sordariomycetes; Hypocreales; Bionectriaceae. The record is from RefSeq and is a predicted model, not a curated record. The transcript has 6 exons.